ACUUACCCCGUGUAUGGGGUAAGUCAAACAUAGUAGUGGGGUAAGUUUAGCCGUAUCCCUGCUACCCCCCAACUCUCCACCCCAGCCCUCCCUCACCUUCUCUCUCCUUAAAUAACAGUCACUUCUUCACAUUCGUGUAUUUUUAUCUUUUAUACGCUAUUCAACUGGUACAAUAAUUCUUUUUAUUAAUAUUGCAUAUAACUGCUAAAAAGCUGUUUUGUAAAAAGCCAUUUAACAUGAGAAUGUCUUUAAGUGAUUCAGAACAUUCACAGCUGUAUUUUUGAAAAGAUAAAGUAACACAUUUCAACAAUCUGAACUGAAACUCUGAUCCUCUCAUCAGACUCCUUUACUUUCUCAUUAGAGCCACUGACUCAACUUACCCCAAAACUACUAUUAUGACUUUAUUAGUCCUCUAAGCUAAAAUGGUGAACUUUUAAGCUAGGUUUUUGACCUCAUGUUGUAGCUCAUAGAUACCACAAUUGAUGUAUAAACCAGAUUUGAAAUGAUCUUUUUUAGUCUGAACACAAUUCUAAUAAAACUUGAAUAAACCAUGAAUUGAUGCCCAUCUCCUAAAUAUUUGGUCACAUGAUCAAUUUCUUUUAUCAUUUCCAAGCAACAGGGGGUGGCUCAACUUACCCUUUGGUUCAACUUACCCCACUCUCCCCUAUCUGUGUAUCUUGAUCAUUUUCCUGGUGUGACAAGAGCCACUGGAUUUGGGGGUCCAUCACAAUUCCUUAUGUGAAGUACUGGAGUAGUGGCGUUUAAUGUACUUCACCCAGGAGAAGUAGCCUCAUCUUUACAAUAUCGUGACCUCGUCAUUGCUUCUGUAACAAGAAUAAGAAAAGUUGUGUGAGUGUGUGUGAUCCAGUAUACUCCACUAUUCCCAUAAAUUUCCUGAAGGCGCGCUCUCCUCACACAUUCCUAUGGUGGCUCCUCCUCCCUCCUCCUCCCCCCGCUUGCUGCUGUGAUGGUCACAUGACACAAACUCACCAAUCAGAGGCCACCACAGCGAGCAGGCAGAGCUGCAGCAGCGUCCCACUGAUCCUGAACACAGCCACCACUGCUGGCUCCGACUUCGUCAAGCGACAACCACAAUGGGGGGGUUGUUUUGAUUAAAGUUGACGGAUUUUUCUUACUUUUUUGUAUCUACACUGUUGCGUUGAAGUCGGGGAUAUAUGUGGCGUCUACCAUGCUCAUUUAUCGACUUCUUUUCACGUCCCCGGGAGACAACAAACUUGGGAAUAGUCGAUGUUUUAACUGAAAGGAGCAACUUCUCCAACUGCCUUACUAGUCAACUGGCUGACCUAUGCUAAGCUAAGCCGCUAGCCAAUGCUGUUGAAACUUGUGUUAAAAGUCCUCAAACGAUAAAGUAGACUCAUACGGUUUAGGCUUUUGUGACUAGAUAAGAAACAGUGAGGACUUUCAGAGUGAAACCUGUCUCUGUGAAGCUUUUAUUUAUUUCAUCCGUGUGUGUGAGACGGGGCAGGUGCACCUCUCUCUCGGCACCUGCGGUACUAACUCUGUAACUUAGCUCCGUUGGUGGAGGAGAGCUAACUUUCGCUAGUUCAUGUUAGCAUUACACAGAAGCUGAUACAAUGUUGUGGACGACUGUUUGUUUUCUAAGAUUAUAGAAGUUUUGAGAGUUUAUUCGCGUUUAGAUAACUUUUAAAUUACUAUUGAAUCGUCGGUCCAUACAGCAGUGACAGUGAUAGAGUAAACCGAAGUAACUAACCUCGCUGGUUGGUAAGUGACCCUCACACCGGAGUGGCUACGUGGAUUCAGGGCUGUAGGCACACACUGCCCCACAGGACUUUGGACACGGCUUGACCCUGACGUGGGUUACCCCCUCUGUUCUCACUAGCUUGUGUCGGAAACGUGGGACCAUGAGAGCUUCAGAAAGUUACUUUUUACUGUUUUAAAGUUUUUUUGUGGUUUUGUUCUCCGAGCCCCGCACCCUAUGGUGCCGCUACGGCCACCGAGAAAUGGAUGUCUCGCAGGCCGCUUUCCCAAACGGUGAAGGGCGGCCGGGCGGCGGUGGGACUCGGGAGCAUGCUUGGACAGAGUCCCCCACAAUCCGGGCGUGGGCUCACUCAGCCCCGCUGUGUCCCACUCGGUCCCUGUGGACGGCCGCGUAUGACUACGAGGCGAGCGGCGAGGAUGAGCUCAGUCUCAGGAGAGGAGACGUGGUGGAGGUCCUGUCCAAGGACGCAGCCAUCUCCGGCGACGAGGGGUGGUGGACGGGCAAAAUCAACCGGCGGGUCGGGAUUUUCCCCUCCAACUAUGUCACGUACCAACCCGCAAUUUACCGCCUGCCCGCCACGGGUGGGACAGUAGGAGUGCCAGAGCGAGUCCCGGGCUCGCCCGUCCAGAUCCCCUUUAGUGAACUGGUCUUGGAGGAGAUCAUAGGCGUGGGUGGAUUUGGCAAAGUUUACCGGGGCACAUGGAAAGACCAGGAGGUCGCCGUGAAGGCGGCCCGGCAAGACCCGGACGAGGACAUUACAGCCACCGCCGGCAGUGUUAAACAAGAAGCGAAACUUUUCUCCAUGCUGCAGCACCCGAACAUUAUCAAACUCGAGGGUGUGUGUUUGGACGAGCCCAACCUGUGUCUGGUCAUGGAGUAUGCCCGAGGAGGGACUCUGAACCGGGCGCUGACCGGAAGGCGCAUCCCUCCACACAUCCUAGUCAACUGGGCCGUGCAGAUAGCACGCGGGAUGCACUACCUACACGAGGAGGCCGUGGUACCCAUAAUUCAUCGUGACCUGAAAUCUAGCAACAGUAAGCAAAGAUUGAGUGUGUGCGAAUGUGUGUGUGUUUGUGUUCAUGAUAGAAAGUGUAAGAUGAAACUGAAUUUGGAGGAUGGUCGUCUUAGGAACUUGUGCAACCACCUGUAGCACAUGGACAUCACUAUUCCGUAACAGGUUUGUCAUAGUGUUAAACAACUCUACAUCUAAAACAGCUUUUGAUUUAGAUUUGCAAAAUCUACACCUGCCACACAUUAACUGUUAAAUCCCACGUGACAUGGGGCUUCAUGUCAUUUUGCAUUUUAUUUUCACCUCUAAAUGUCCAAAUUCCUUUUUUUUUUUUUUUUUUUUUUUUUUAGAAAGCACCUCCCUUCUUCUUCUUCAUAAAAGUCUGUGGCUAUAUGAAGUGGUAAGGGGGGGAUACUAUCACGAGGAUGUGAAAUAAAGUCCAAGUUUGCUCAGCUGGGCCAUCCCCCACCCUCCCCUGCAUUCAACCCCCUCAUCAUCCUUUAAAACACACACCUUCCCAGCCCCCCUCUCCACGCCAAGCUGAAAUGUUCAAACAAAGUCAGUGAUUUACUAAACACAUAGGCAGAAACACUCAGUGCACACAGUCAGGCCAUGUGCUUGACCAUACAGAGCUAAUAACAGUAUCACACAGAGAUAGAACUGAGACUAAAUAUAAGCGUUUUCAAGUUUUGUUGACAUUGAUUUUCCAGCAAAGUAUGUGUGCGUUACUUCACAUUUUUUACUAGUUCAUGUUUGCAAAAAAAUUGAUUCAGAUUCUUGAGUGUAAGGAGGUAAUACCUUUAAGGUUUUUGGUAACCUAACUGGGUCAACAUGUGGUGAGAGGUUGGUUCAGAGCAGUACAAGGCCAACAACUGAACUUUAUCCUCCAUGGACUCUUCAUUGAAUGCAGGCCAGGCAAACUUUAGUUUCCCUGGACUGAAUAAUGAAUGGACAGGAGGACUUCAUGAGGGGAAAGAAAAAGAGUCUGAGUCAGAUACCCACACUGACACAGGCUACCCACUUUAACUCAGGUGUGCUUAUGUGUGUAAUGUGACUCCAAACACUAUCUCUCCCUUUGUGACCAGAGAGUCUUAUCAUCCUGGGGCCAUGUGGGGAGCAGCUCUGGCAUACUGAUGUGAUGUCUGUUUAUCUCCAGCUGUGAGAGCCAAUGUGUGAAUGCUGCAUGUGAAAUGUGCGCAAACCGGGCCCUCCAUGAUUGCCAGAUUGACAGAAUGUUUGUGUUUACACAUAUGGAGGGGUUUUCUCUGUAAUUUGAUCACAACAAACUCUUAUUUGUGCAAGUUAAACAUCAUCACAGUUAAUUGCAAUAAGAGGCAAACUUGUCUCUUAUUCAGUACAUGGAUAACAAAUAAUAUAGAUGAUUUAAGUAGUAGAGUAUAUGGAAUCAAAUGAAACUGUCCCCUGCCCUGCAUGUAAAUCACCACACAAUUUCAACUUCUCAUAUGUGGAGAUAUUUAUCAACAAAACUUUGAAACCCUUUGUUUUGUGUGUUCACGGGGUUUCCCCAUGCCAAGUGAUGGGCAGCCUAGCAGAGCCCAUCCCUAAAAUCAGCCUGAUUUAAGUGCAGAGAUUUGGGUUAAUUAUAGGGCAGAUGGAGAGAAAGGAUUUAACCAUUGUUUAGACAGUUUGAGCUAAUCGGAUGUUUGGUGAACAUACACUAACAAUCCUCCUCCAAACGAGCUCAGUGCUGCAAACACAAGUCAGAGUGUUUGUCCUACCACUUCACUGUGACCCAGAGCAGAAGUUCUCCAAAGUUUUCAAUAGUGUGUCCUUGUUCUAUUUUUCAGCUAAGUAAUCUCCAACUAGAGCUAAAUGUUGUGGAUUGAAAGAAAAGAUAGUAUUUAGUAAACAACAACUUUGUAACUGAAAACCAAUUAUUUAUGUGCACUGGGCCCAUGUUUAGUGCUUUGUUUUCACCUCUUAUGAAGUUUCAUAGUCACAGUUUUUAUCAACGAUUCAAUAUUCUAUUCAAUGUUACAGAUUUAAAACUUGAUUGCUAGUUAUGAUCACAUUUAAAAUAUAAAUAAUAUGCAAAGCAUGAAAAUGAGAGGGUUUGAAACUCUUUGUUAUGCUAGAAAUAAUGCAUGACUGAAAUCUGAAUUAUGUAAAUGCAAAUGUUCUUUAUUUAUACAGACCUUUAGAACAACCUUUCUGUGAAACAAAGUGCUUUACCAUACAUAGUAAAUCGAAAUGAAUAAAUAAAAACAAUAAAAAGCAAUAAAAAAAUCAUACAAAAACUCAAGUAUCCCCUGCAGCUCCUCAAAGUAGCCUUGAGUUUAGAGAGCUUUGGUCUUAAAGAUUGCAGGUUAAUGGAAUAGAUAUUAGCUUUUUCUGAAUUUACUUAUAACUCCUAUUACACUUUACUCAAACACUCAGCUAUCACCACAUAAAGAGACCUAAAAUAGACAUGAAUUCUACUUUUAAUGAAAGUAACCAGUUACAAUUAGUCAGUUGUCCCAGGGUCAAGAGUAGAAGUCUGAACAUCUGUAGUCAGUGUACAGUCCUAUCUAAAUGAGAGUGGGGGGAAAAAAAGCUUUAUGUUUGUUUUCAACCAAGGCAGUGAGUUCACAAAGGACUCUCCCCCUACACAGAAAACACACAAACAGCACCCUGUGGUGUCUUGGGUUGUUUCCCAAUUAAAAAAGAGAGGAAAAAACAGAAUAAUGCAGCUCUGAGAAGUUGUUGCAUCUGCUAGUUUUGCUCUGUCGUCUGUUUGUUUGUCUUGGCUUUGGUGUGCAUCAGUCAGCCUAAAAGGAUAAAAGCAGUAAGAAUUAUCUACACAGGGGGUCGAAUAAACUGGAUACAUGUGAUGAGUGAUUGUUAAUCAGCAAUCUGUCUCUUUUUUUAAUUUCAUGAGCAAAGUGUCUGUUUCUUUUGUUGUACCUCUUCUCUCUUUUUUUAAGCUGCUUCACUUCAGUAUUUUUCCUCACUAGUGAAACCAGGUCAUAGACAGGUACACACACAUACAUACAUAUAUAUAUAGAACUGUGCUUCUCCCUCUUCUCCCAAAUGCUCAGCCUGUAAUUUAUCAACUUGCAGUGUACACAUGCUCCACACAGACAAACAUACAGCUAUUUGAUCAAUGAUUAGCCUGUAAAGUAAUAUGUUGGAAGUCAGCAAGAUUUGUCCAAUCUCUUUUGUGUUUUUCAACCUAAUCUGUAAAAUCCCGGCCUGCAGGGAGGAAUGUUGCUAAUGAGGGAUAAAAGCUUAACAUACGUUUGCACAAUGGACUGGUCAAGCAGCGGUUGCUAGGCUACUGUGGCCAGAAGAAUGGCUAGGACUCGGAGGGUCUCAAAGCCCUCGUUUUGUUUUGUUCGGUUCAUAUUUAAUCUCCCAGAGAGCAGCGGUACUCUUUUAUUGCCACAAACUGAGGGGGUUUCCCCUUCUUACUUUGUUAUUUUUCUCCUUACUUACCUUCCCUCCUUUUUUGUCCCUUCUGCUCCUUCUUGCUUCUUUUAUUAUUUUUCAUGCACAUUUCUUAGCCUGGGCAGUUUUCCAACAUUGAUAGUGAUACAGAAGUCACUUAUAUUUUUUGAAAUCUAAAUCAGCAAAGUUCUUAAAGCCAAAAUCAAAAAAUUCUCCCAAAAAGCUGAGUAGUAUGUGUGUGUACUGCAUUCAUAAAACUUCAGUUUACUUUUGUUGUUGUGUUGUUGUUGUUGUUCUGACAUAUAUCUCGUUUAAAAAAGUAUAGCAAACAUUGUUUAUUAAACUAACUGUUAGUGCUGCUGUUUCUGGAGAGUGACUCCAUGUCAUGAACAAGUCCCAGUGUGGGUUCAAAGUUAUGUUGCCAUGUUUGCUUUGCUUAUUUGACAGACUGAGGAGAAUUCAACACGGUCACUCAGUAGCUUUAUUUGUGAUGCUCAGAGUGGAAAGCUAAAAUUCAGCUCUAAUUGAGUGCUGCUGUUUUUAAAUGGCCUGGAAGGGAAACUGACUCCAGGUAGCAAAGUCAGUGCAGGAUGUUGUUGUAGCGUUAAGACUGUGUGGUUUAUAUUGUAUUGAAGCCUUAAAUUGUAAUGACUCAGCUCCUAUUAGUCAGCAAGUAGACCUAGUUAAAGUAGUGCAAUUACUGUGUCGUUCUUGAUAACAGCCGAUGAUUUCCCUGUGCUUUAUUAUCACGUCCCUCCAUACUUUCAUACAACUUUGAUUUAAACAAUCCCUCAAGCUGAGAGUGGUAACAGAGAGCAGCAGAUAAGAGCAAGAAAUCACACUGAAACCUGGCUGUCAGCCAGCACUCAUCGCCGACUUUGACUUCAGAGUUUCACGUCUUGGUGCAGGCGAUAGUAUGCCAGGAAUGCGUGCUUGAACGCCUCUGAAACUGAUGGAGUUCCGUUUGGAGCGUGUGCAACAACAUUCUCCCAUCAGUCUUAAGCUAUUGUUUCACUUCAUCACACUGUCUCUGUCCUCCCCUCCCUCUCCUCCCGUGUCUCCCCCUCUCUCCACUCAACCCUCGACCUGCAGAUCUGUGCACUCUUUGCGGGGGUCAUGAGGCAAUGCAUAUUUUGUCACGACAGAGACGUACACAGACGAGGGGAAGGAAUAAGGCUGAUGUGGUAAAUUCUGGCUUGUGCACCUGUUGUUGUUGUUAUAUAUCUAAAUUAUGCUGUGCCGUGUAAGUUUCAAUGAAAAGAAAUAAUAGGUCUGUUCAGAUGAAUCUUACUCCUCCACACCAGUCGCUGUAAUUGUUGCUUUUGUUUAAAACAGCAGUACUUUCAUGGUUGAUAGAUGAAAAUGCCCCACAAAGUAGUCGGGAAUGCCAAGACUAAAUUCUUCCAGUAAAGAGAAAUGUUGCUACAGGAAUUUAAAACAAUCACUUGCUAUACACCACUUAAAAAGCGUAGAGUUUUGAUCCUGCUCUUGUUAGAAAAAUGCUUUUUAAAGAAAGAAAUAGAGAAUUCAACAGUGGCACAUUUUUCUGCUGUGAUACCCAUAUUAGGACAGGCGCUGACAAGCAGUUGAAAACUAAUUUGCAUGUUCUGUUUCAUUUUGACCAUGACCCUGCUCCUGCUCCUGCUCCAUUACAUCUGAAAAUAGCCAGCAGACCUUGUUAUCUUAUGUUUUGGGGUUUCCAUGUGAACCCCCUUACCUCUGUGGGAAUAACAUUGUAAAAGACGACCUCUUAUCCUCCUUUUUUCACAGGGUCAUAAUAACCAGCUCAUAAUGAGAAGGAGAGAAACAUUUCCAUCCUGUAAUUUUUUCUGCUCUGCUACUGGAAAAAAAAAGUAGAAUAAGAGGAAAAGUUACCAAAGCUUGACUAGGUGUUGCAGGGCAACUUUUCUCAGGCUCCCCACAAUUACCCCUUUUGACACACAGACAGUUACUGCCUGUCUUUUCUCUGACAAGAGAAUGGGCAGAGGGGAGAGAGGAGGAGUGGAGAUGCUUUCACUGUGUUUUUUAUGACCUCUCCCUGACUGCACCUAUUGUUGCAAGGCAGGGUGAAAAGGAAAAGGGCCCACAGCUGAGAAGAGCUCCCUUCCAAAUCAACCAAUCCCCCCCAUUGUAGCUUUCCAGCACAUUAAUCGAUGUUGAAGCAGCAAAAGGUACUAGUUGAACACCUCUUAACAUGUGUUAUGGUUUAAUUAGCCUAGUUAUGGGUUAGCGCAGGCUUAAACUGACACAAACCAGAAGAGGAAGAAGAGAGACAAAGAGCAAGUGGCCCGGAGAGACGUGACCAUGAUAGAUGGAUUCAGCCAGCCAUUAGCCCUGAUCCUUUUCCCAUCAGCCAGAAUGCCUGGGGGCACUCUCAUUUCAGCGGGGAGAGUCAGACCAGUCGGGGAAUUUUAGCGGCCUUGUUUCUGCUUACUACAGGAAGCCCACUUGCGCUCAUGCUUAGUCUGUUGGCACAGUUAAGAAAAUACUGCCAAGUCAAGUUAGGAGGCGGCACUUACAACGACCGUACUGUAUCGAUGUGUAGUUAUGCUUGGUGUAGAUCAAACUAAGCAUGUGGACUGCCUGAUCAGCAGAUUAGUUAUUUAUUUCUGAUAGCGUUUUGAAUGCUUGUGUCAAAGUGUUAGCAUCAUGAGGAGUAUUGUUUAACUCUGCACUGCUACUACUGAGACUGAGAGACCAGGAAUGUCAACAAAUAAAUCAGAUAGAUUAUUUUUUCGUGAUCAAAAUAGUAGCUUUAAUACCAAGUUGUACUAGACUGCCACCUGACACAAAUCAGAUCUUUGUCCUUACUAUAGAUCUCAUAUGACUGCUGCACAAAAAGGCACUUUUAGGGGUUGAAAAGAGCUAGUUUCAGGUUAUCUAUCAUCAGGUGAUUUAAAAAACAUAGUGUGAUGGGGCAUAAAAAAAAAUACGUAAACAGAAAAACUUACAAAGAAAGCCUCUUACAAAGGGAAAGUACAAAAUAUAUUAGUUACACAUAGCUUGAUGGGUACUGCUGCUGCUUCACUGUAGCUUUUAAAUUUUCUUCAAGGGUAAUGUUGUACAGGUUUGGCAGCAUGUUGAGUUGUAGGGUCCCGGACUUACAGUAUUUUUAGUUUUUUGAAGGGAGAAAAAAAAAUGGUCCCGUUUGCCUGAGAAGUGUAUUUCUAUUCUCUAUACCUUGAGGGUUAGAAAGCAAUGGGAAGAAGCGUGGGACCUGCUUUGAAGACAGCUGCUCUGCUUCUGAUCUUCCCACUGUUGCACCAUGAAAGAUGGGUCUGCCUGAAGAUCCACUGUUUGGAAAAAGGGAAUUAAAUGGGGGUUGGACUGAGGGUGGGGUCUGCCUUGGAGGCAUGACCAUCUCCAGUGUCGUUGCACUGUUGUCCUCUUUAAAACAUUUGCUUUUCAAAGGAGUGAGACUCAAUAUAUAGACUGAGAAAAAGCAGAAAACAACAUGCUGGUGGGUUUUAUGCCCUUUUUAGACACAUGUUUAAUGAUUGCCGAAGGUAACAGUGAUGAAAGUGAAAUAGAGUUACUGUUACAUUAGAAAUUUUGAUAUUGUCAAUCAGAUGCAUAAAAAAGUGCACUAAUAGCAGCUAUGCUUGAUGUAAACUCGCUUACUGCAAAGAGUGCUGCAUAAGUGAGUCAAGAGUAGCUUGAUUUGAGGCUUUUUUUAAUUACCCUUCCUAAGUAUUUGGGGUUUGGGGAGUAGGUAGUAAAAUAAUAAUGCAAGGUUGAUUUUCCCCGAGCAGUGACCCUCAUUGAAACAUAAAUUUAAGGAUUUAUCUAUUUUUUUUUUUUGUAAAUGCAUUUGUUUUUAACCUUUGGCAGUUUCUACAUUUUGCAUUUUCUAUCUUGCCUGUGAUAUUACGUUACGUUUUGGAUUUGGAUUUAGAAAGUCGUCAUUAUAAAGUGUGGUUAGCCACAGAGGAACACAUACAAUACACUGUAUUAAUAAUGCAAAACAAAGGCUGGAUGUAUUUCUGUAGAGGAUUAAGUAAAACUCACUGCCCCCAGCCUGGUUUCAUUCAGUAGGUCAGCUGUUUCUGAGUUUCUGAGCAACACUAAUCUGUUUUGGAUGACCAUUGCAGAAGUCAGAACUUUUUUUCUGCUUUUUUGAUAAAUUUUUAUCUACAGUAACAGAUAUUUUACAAGACCAAGUCAGUUUAUAUGUUUCAUUUUUUAUAACACAGUGCAUUUAUAUAACUAGAGUUGAAUCCCGGCGUUGUUUUGGAGUUGACUCCUAAUUGUGUGGUUGUGAGUUUCCUUCUUAAAUGUUUUAAACCUUUGAGAGGAAAACAGUUUGAUGAAACUACACAUUCUUUUUACUGGCAGCUGUUUUCUUGAGGUCAAAAAAUAUGCUCUCGUAUAAAACUAGCUUGGAUAAACCUCUCUUGAGAACACCAGAACUUAGGAGAGGGUGAAGAGGUCAUGGGAAGGGGACUUCAAAGAGAGGCUGGUGGUUGUUUGGGCUGAAGGUGAGUCAUUAGACUCAAAGUGCAAAGAAGAGUCUUCAUCGAGCUUCUACUUCAACACAGUCUUUGUGUUUCAGAUUUUACUCUGCAUUACCUACUGAAACUUGACCAAUAUAAAUCAUAUUAAUUCUGCUUUCUUAAGUAGAUUUCAGCUGCACUGCUGCUUAUCGAGCCCCCUUCUAGUCUUCCAGCACUCCAAAUGCUCUAUACUCAGUCUUAUUUAACACAUGACACUAGGCUGGACGAAAAUGGGAUCAAAAUAUAGAGCUUUAUUAACAGAUUGCUGAAUCUGCUCAGCAACAGAAAACUAAAAGUUUGAUUGUCAGAAGUUGUUUGUUUGAUGGCUACAUGAUUAUUUCAGUGUGUGAUUACAGCUGAAUUUAGUAUACUACCAGUGGCGUUGUCAGGCUGGUAACGGGGCAGGUGCAAAAAGAAAAAAAAAAAGAAAGGGCACCAGCUGUAUGCCUUGAGGGCAGUCAUGAUCAACAAGAUCUGUUUCGAGCAGCAUUUCAAGGACCAGUUUGUAAGCUCUUCAUUUUUCUGUCCCCCUUCAGCUUUCUGUAAUCAUCAGGUAGUGACACAGGCAGAGAGUAGUCUGAAGGGUAGUGAUUAGGGAUAGUUUCUCAAACCACUGAUACACACACAUAGUGUAAGGUUCAUUCAACUUAUUUAGGCACAAGUACCAAAAGGGGGUCUGGAGGUCCUGCAUUUAAUACUUAAUCCUGUCCGUUCUAGUAAUUACUCAUGCUAAAGUUAGUGAGGAGGGUUAAGUUGCAUCAAAGGAAAACACUGAACUUUAAAUCCAUGUUUAACUAAGAUAAUUAAUACUUUUAUAAUGAGGAAAUGUUUAAAUCUAUUAUUUGUCAUGCAGUGUUUAAAACUGAAUGUUGUAAUGUAAUAUAAAAUCAUAAGAUUCUAUUGAUGAUUUAACACUUGGAAAUAUUUAAGACUUUUGUAGUGAAUUAAACUUCAGUCACAAACCAAACAAUAAUAAAUCAGGUCAACUGACAAAGUGACGCAUUUUAUUGUAAUUUGUGCAUUUUUUAAGUGUAUUAUUUAUGUCAGUUUAGAAACGUGAGCAUGGACCUGGAUUGUAACUCACUUUAACAUAAUUCAAUCUAUAUGUAUAAGUAAUAGUGUUUUUAGCUUGGCUGCUAGCAGACUCCAGCAGCCAUAUGAGCGAGCUUACCUGAGUGAAAGGUGUUUUCGUGGCAUAACGUCAGCACGGAGUCAUGUAGACGAGAGCUCAGCCUUUUAUUCAGUAUUUCUAGAGGGCUGACACUGAAGUCUCACGGAGCUACAAAGAAAGUAUUUGGCAUGAUAUUCUAUAGGCCAAUCAACGCAGACGGGUUUAUCCCAAAACCACUGUUCUUCUGGGUUGUGUAACUAACCCAUCAUAAGUCAUUAUGAACCUACAGAGCCUGCUGGGAGGAAUCUAUGGAAUCACUGAAAGAGGACUUGACAACAGGAAGUAGGAGUAUAUCAUUGGUCUAGUGAAACCUGUUUGUAAUGGAAUUCCUUUUGUUGCUGUCUGGGUAGAGGAUCCCCUCAAUGCCCGGAGCUAGUAAUGGCACCGAUAGCCCAGUUAUUAUUGGAGACCUAGUGGUUUUUAAAUGCGGUAAAGAAAUAUUUCAGACCCAUUAAGAAUACACGUGAAUGCCUGGAAAUGUCCAAACACCCCUUCUGUUGAUGAUACAGUACUUUCAGUUGGGAUGGUGUAUUGUGGGAAAGUCGAAUUGUAAGUGUUCUGACAUGUUGGAGGUAGAGACACCUAUUUUCACUGUGUUUUUAUUCCAGGGCUAAUUCACACAGGCAUAUGGUAUAGGGAUACACUUUCAAUGGUGCACUGUAUUUUGAAGAGUUUUGGUAAUAAGAGAAAUAUACAUUGGAUUUCAGAUCAAGCUUACUUUUAUAUCAGUGGUUAUUUAUCCCCCCCAAAAAAGGAUAGUGUAGUAUACAAGCAUACAGGCUGCUUGUUUCGUGGGCUCUUUGUGUCUUGUUCUAUUAUCAAUUAAUAUCUUGCUGUCCUUGAAAGGUUUAUUCAAGAUGCCAAGAUCGAGUGUUUUCCUUUAAAGCUGUCUUUAUCUAUCAGCCUCACCCUGAGCUGCACUUACCUGGGUCCUCAGCAGUAGCCGACACCUGUCAGGUUCAAUCUAAGGAUAUGUGCAGUUGUGGAAUCCUGAUGUAACAGAUUACAGGUUUCAGUAUCAUUUGAUUCAAAGUCAAAUUUCACCACAAGCUGGAAGUGUUGUCGCCCUCUUGUGCAACCUUUUGUUGAGAGAUAGACGUCCUCUCCUCCUCUUAUGGCUCAAUGUUUUCUCAGCGAGGGUUAAAGACCUGUUUGUGUUUGCUGAUUGGGUCUCAGAGGGUUAUAAAAAGAAGAAUGGCAAGUUUUAGCUUAGUGCUGUGGUGGAAGAGUUAAGUCCAAGGUCAGGGAGUGAUACAACAUUACACACACAAAGAUCAGCAAGUUCAUUCAAGUUAUUCUUGCACACAGUUACUUAAAAUUACCAACAAAUAGCCUUUAAACAAAGUAGCCGCUAAUUAUCUCAAGUUCACACUUGUGAUUCAGGAGAUGAAGUGACUCAGAAAUCCAAAUAUUCAGAAGAGACUUUUCCACUCCUGAGUGCCGGUUUGUCUGCUGAGGUUGAUGUUAUGUAAAAUAAACACAGCCAGUAGUGCAUGUUCAAAUUGACCUGGAGUGGUAGCUCGGUGUGUAAAUAAUGAAAUGCAGCCGUUUGUACUGUGAGAUUUUGGCAGAGGCAAAAAGCACAUGUUGAAAAUGAUACCAAGGGGAUCAAAAGAUCAAAGAGGCUGUUUUUGGCUGUUGAUACCCAACUUUUUGCAAAGGCUUUUUUUUUGUCGUCAAAAGGAAACAGGGCAGUUGGUGUGUAUAGAGAGUAGCUUUUCCUGUCACAUUAGAAACUGGGGGAAACAUGUAGCUACUCAUACUACUGGACCUAUGCAGCACACAUUUAAGACCAAACCUCUCAUGAUACCACCCUUUUUUUAAGGCCUCAUCAAACCCAGCUCCUGAGAUUUUUAAGAUGAUAAACCCUUAAAGUCUCACUUCGAUCAGUUUUUUACUACGUUAAGUGUUCUCGGUGGUCUUUAAAUUGUGAUAAUGAGGUUUUUACCAAAAAUCGCAUUACCUGUGUCAUUUUCAAGGGCCUUUCUUCUGCAGAGCUCCAGUAGAUCAUUAGUAAUUCGUCUCUGAGUUGUGGGUGGAGACAGCGCUGCUCUGAACACUCGUCUUCAUGUUAGCUUGCAGCCUAACAUUGCCUGUGCAGCAGAAGUGGCAGGUAACAUAGAAGAUAUUCAGCUUUGGACAUGAAUGUCUUUAGGGACAUGAUAAAAGCUAAUCUCACAAUUAGCUUUCUUACGAGUAUUGCAGUCCACUAACGCACACGCUUGUCUCGGGAUCACCCUCUGUAUUUCUCUUCUAUAUGCAGAGUGUGGCCUGCAUAGUGGGGCUCUGGGGGAGGAGCUUGGAUUGGUUACAUAUAAAAUCUCACUGUUUCUGAACCUGUCAGAGAUUCACAGUGACUUGAAUAAAAAAUGCUCAGAAAAGCAGUUUCGAAUUUAGUUUUCUCAUGAUAUGUCCUGUGGCAUCAGAAAAAUGUUAUAUGAACAUAUAAAAAACAAGAAAAACGUGAUUUUCUUCGGAGUGGGUCUUUAAGUGCACGUUUAUUUGAGAUCAGAGUCACAUUUUAAGUUCUUUAAUUUUCUGGCACAUGGUCGAUAUAAAGGGUCAGGGGUUCGUGGUGUGACUGUGGCAGGUGUUGUGUUUCAGGCGGGUUCGAAGGGUUCUCAUUGUCUUUGAUGUGUUAAACAGUUUUAGGACCUGAGGACAGGUGCUUUGUGUCAAUGUCAACCUUCUGUUUCUACAGUAAUAAAUGACCUGCAUACCACUGUUGGCCCUGCUGAAUAUCAUUAUCAUCCCUUCUCCUACACAUCCCCUAAAAAUGAAUCCCUUGUCAUCCCAAUCCAGUCUUUUCACUCUUUCUUUUCUCUCAAUCACUCAUCGCUGCUCUCAUCCGUUUCCCCAACCCCUCAUGUUUCCGUAUUUACUUCUCACUCUUCUCCAAGGCUCUGCUCUGAUGUAUCCAUUCCCUCUGCUCCCUCUCUCUUUUCAGUUUUGUUACUUGAAAAGAUUGAGAAUGACGACAUUGGGAGGAAGACCUUGAAGAUCACAGAUUUCGGCUUGGCCAGGGAGUGGCACAAAACCACAAAGAUGUCAGCUGCAGGCACGUACUCCUGGAUGGCACCUGAGGUCAUCAAGUCAUCUCUCUUCUCCAAAGGCAGUGACGUCUGGGGGUAAGACGAAUAAUACACAGACCUGGGGAUCAAAUAUCUACCACGACUCCUGAAUUUGAAGCUAUAACUCAUUCCUUUGUUAAAUAUCCCUCACUUUAUUUCUUCCACCAGUUAUGGAGUCUUGCUGUGGGAACUCUUAACCGGAGAGGUGCCAUACCGUGGGAUAGAUGGCCUGGCUGUUGCCUACGGUGUGGCUGUCAAUAAGUUAACUCUACCGAUCCCCUCCACUUGUCCUGAACCUUUUGCCAAGCUCAUGGAAGGUAAACAAGGCAGAAAUUAGACAGAAAUUCUGAGUGAAUCUCCGCAAGUUGAUUUAAAUUAAUUGUUAAAACCUAGACAAAAAAAUCUAUUAAAAAACAACUUAUUAAUUGUUUUUGUUAAAACAAAGGUAACAGAUUUAUUUGUUAAGUCUGCAGGUUAACAUAUCCAGUACUUUAUCUGUGUAGUAGCACUGUGACUAUGUACAUGCACCAGUCAUGCAGGGUAUUUGAAGCGGAACAUAAACCUCGUGGCUACACCUGCAGCGCAUGAAGUCAGCAGAAGUUGAUUUAUAGCGCUUUGUAAGUCACAAGCAGUACAAGACAGAGUGUUUUCUACGAAGAAGCCACUUUCACUGAGCCAACCCAGGCACACAGGUUCAACUUUCAUUUGAAGACGUUUGGAAAAGCUAGAUCACAUGUUAAUAUUAGACUGCAUCACACAAAACAAACAUGCCAGUAUCAGAAUUAAUCCACUUUUUGAAUGAGGACUACCUCAGGGACAAACUCUUCCACUUUAAACAGCAUUUAACAAUUUACAUGAUAACAAUGUCUGCCAAAACAUUAACAGAAGAUACUACUUUUGAUUUAAAAUUCAGAUCAGACGUUUUUAUACCUAACAUUUACACUUGAUUUAUUUGACCUUUAUUUAAUUAAGAAAGGAGUAUAAGUAUAACAAAAGGUAAAAAGACAGUAAAGCUGAAAUAAGAGAGGUAAAAGAGAUAAAAGAUAAAAAGAAUGUCAGCAGCACAAAGUUUCAACAACAAAACAAUAACACUGAUACAGGAGAACCAAAAUAAAAGCCACAAUCAACUUCAACUGAAGCAAAUACUUACAGAAAGCCAGGCAUCCAGACAGGGUUGAAAUACAUUCAAGCUAACUAAGUUAUGCAGUUUAUACCAUGUGGCUACAACCAGCCUGCUGGGUACCACAGAUGGUCAAAAUCUGGCACAUUUACAUGCCCAUGCUCAUCACUAUGAAUUGGGCCCUGUUUAAAAUAAAUGAAAUGAGUAAAUCAAUGAAGUAUAGAGGCAGUAUGUUGUAUUUAAUAUACAGUAGUGUUUCACCUGACACAUUAACAAACAUUAUGUGUUUGUUUGUGUGUGUGUGUGUGUGUGUGUGUGUGUGUGUGUGUGUGUGUGUGUGUGUGUGUGUGUGUGUGUGUGUGUGUGUGUGUGUGUGUGUGUGUGUGUGUGUGUGUGUGUGUGUGUGCAGAGUGUUGGGACCAGGAUCCCCACGUGCGUCCCUCCUUCUCCUGCAUCCUGGAGCAGCUGUCGGCCAUUGAGGAGGCAGUGAUGGCCACAAUGCCUCAGGACUCGUUCCACAGCAUGCAGGACGACUGGCGAGUGGAGAUCCAGGAGAUGUUCGAUGAGCUCAGGACCAAAGAGAAGGCAGGUUACAAACACAUACACGGAAACACAAACAUCUGUACACGUGAUAGGAAGAGCUGCAGUUGACUCACUGUACUAUUGUAUGUUUUACUUCCUCUCAUCUGUCUCACAUUAGGAAGUUGGAGACCCAAGUACAGUAUAUGUAACAGGCCCUUGUACUUCUCUGCUUCUUUUGUCAGUGAUCCAUUUUGAGUAAUCCAUUAUCAAGAUUUAGUCCAGCCAAACUGCCUCACCGGGGGCAGCUUUUAUGGACUAAAAAGUGUAAUUGGUUACUUUCAACAGAUGAGCUAAUCACGCGUUUAACAAAACAAGUCAUUAAUGCCGCGGCGCUUAAGCGUACUUCCCCUUGUUAAGACCUUAAUCUGCUUCCUGUAGAAGUCUCCCAUCACUGGCUUAAACAGGGAGGUUAAUUAGUGUUUGGAGAAACAGCAGGAUCAGCUCACAGAGCAGAGUCUGCUAAUAAUGAACUGGAUACUAACUCCUCGUUCCUUUUCACACUUAAGUUUUUUGUUUUAAGAUUUAAAAAAUAGAUUGAUAUGAAUUUGUGUGUUGUGUAUAUUAGCUCCCCAGUACUCGUUAUUAGUAACGUGACGAAAAUCUUUAGUUUCAUUUAUGCAAGUAUGUUACAUAACUUCCAAUAAUCCAAUUUAAACAGUAAGUUCUCUAUAUGAUCUGCACAGGCUUGCUGUAAUAAAACACAGUUAAGCUCUUUGAGAUCGUAAAUGUAAAAAAAAGGAAAAAAAAAUACAGGUUUUCAACACAAGCUUAAAUUUUUCCCAUAGUAGAUUACGAACAGAAUUAGCUGCUACAUCGGCAGGUUUCCUGUAAACAUCUCUCAGUAAGCUGUUUCUAGGUGGGUGGCUGAAAGGGCUUGACUGUAAAGCGGCUACGUGGAAACCAUCCAGUAAAGAUUAUUAUUACUCAGCUGAGAGCAAUUAAACAGAAAAUCGAGGGAGUAAAGAGAGCUAAACACACUUGUCUGCUCCCAUGGCUGACUCGGUUUAACACAGGCUGGAACAGCAGGCAGUAAUCUCCUGAAUCACCAGGUUGUUAUCUAAUAAAAGGCACACUUGAACAUGUCUGAUUCUGUGGAUUUCUGUUUUAUUAAAGGGUGAGUUAGUCCUCGAUCUCCAGAGCUUUGUCUUAUAGCUGGACAGUUACCAAAAAUAAAUAAUGCCACAGCACCAGACAUUGAAAAUAUCUGUCCUUUACAAAACAUGAUGUCACUUACAGGACUUAGAAAUAAAGACAAAGUACUGAUGAUCUUUUAAAAGGGGUAAAAACCCACUCCAGUACACCUUCAUCCUUGUUCUGAUGCUCUUCAUUUAAGUUUACAUGACUGAUCAUUUAGAGGAAAAGGAGAUGGAUGGUUUCUCCCAUCUCACUUAAAAAGCAACCUUACAGUUUGGAUUAAACAGGUGGUUGUGUUAUGCAUGUUCCUGCUUACAUGGCCUUAAGCUACUAGCUUCAAAUAUGCAAAAUAGGCUUCAGAUCUGUUGGACCUUCACUUGUUUAUCACUUCAAAGCUUAAAUUUCUGUGGUCAGGAUCUCCCAGGUUCAUUUCUUACACUGUCUGCAAGUUCAAGCACACAUUUGACUUCAUUUCUGCUUCUUUCAGGAGCUUCGUUCCAGAGAAGAGGAGCUAACGCGGGCAGCCCUCCAGCAGAAGUCUCAGGAGGAGCUGCUGAAGCGUCGAGAGCAGCAGCUCGCGGAGCGGGAGAUCAACGUGCUGGAGAGGGAGCUUAAUAUCCUCAUUUUCCAGCUCAACAAAGACAAGCCCAACGUGAAGAAGAGGAAAGGCAAAUUCAAACGCUCUCGGCUCAAACUGAAGGAUGGAAACCGCAUCAGCCUGCCCUCAGGUGAGCAUCUGCAAGUCUGAGCUGAGAAAUGGAGAGUCGAGUUAGGAGGAUAGAAAUCAAGAGUGGUUGUUGUAAGAUUUUCUCUGACAAAGCAAUCACUAGUGAGUCUCUGCAUUAGUAAGUAUCACUGUCAUGCUGCUCUGGUCCGCGAGUAGUGUAGUUUGCUGAGUCCCUUGGGGUUUAAUACUUUAACAAUGUACUUAAGUAAUAUUUUAGAGUCAUUUUUAAUGAUUGUGUUCUUAAAACUGUUAUGGAGCGUUUGAACAUUAGUACUUCUCAACCUUUACUUGUGUCACAUCUCUGGCAAAAUGAAAAUUUAGCCAUAAACUUUAAAAACCCUGUUUUCCAAAAUUUUAGGUGAUAAAAUUUUAUUGUCAAGUAUGCUAACUCACCAAAUAGGGCUGGGCAAUGAACCGAAAAUUUACUGAUUCAGAAAUUUACGACAAUAACCAUCGUCAUUUUGCCCAUAUCGGUAUAUUUCAGUGUCUAAAAAAUAAAUAAAUAGAAGUUGGUUUUGGAUGUGUGUAGGUAGGCUAUGGUCUCAUGUCCCUUUAAGACGCUGUCCUACGUCUGAGACGUGACUCCACUGCAUCCAGUCCGUAACAAAGAGUGAAAGACGGGUGAGGAGAUGGAGGACGGUUCAAAAGUUGUAGCGGCGGCGAGUGGGCGAGCAGCUAGUGGAGUAGUUAUCAUCCAUUUAUUGUUAUCGAUGUGAACUGCUCAGUACAUUGUAAUAUUGAUUUGAGGCCACAUUGCCCAGCCCUGUCACCAAAUGAUAGACAGAAUACACAGUGAGUAAGAAAACCACCUGGGAUUAUUUCCACAAUCAGAUAACAUGUGAUGUGUGAACAAAGAGGCAGAUCAGAUUUACACUAAAGAACCACAACAACCACAUGUUUGAUGUCCUUCACAGUUGUGAUCAUAAUGCCAAAGAUAAAUGUGGUUGUGUAAUUUCCCUGACUUUAACUGGGAUUAUAUCAAUCACAUGUCUCCUGUCCAUAUUUUCAUGUUCUAAAUUUCAGAUUUCCAGCAUAAGAUCACAGUGCAGGCAUCACCAUCCAUGGACAAGAGAAGGAGCCUUCACAGCACCAGCUCCUCUCCCCCCAGCAGUCCCACACUCAUCCCAAGACUAAGAGCCAUCCAGCGUAAGUCCAGCCCUCUUAUAUAUCCAAGUUUCCUCCUGAGUGAGUCCUAUGAUCUUCACUUUAAGUGUAAGUCGUAUCAGGUGUAGGUAGUCCUCGGCAUUGACAGAAACAUUUCGAAAGAAAACCGAAGAGUGAGUCCAUCGCCUCAUCUCACAGAGUUUUUGGUGGGAACAUGAGGAGAGUGUUUUUCACAAUGACCAAAGCUGUGUGAACAAAAAGCUCCAGAGCCAGAAGCAGUCAGCCAGUUGUUUGAACAGUUUGAUAAUGUUGUUAGUCAUGCACCGACGCCCCUGCAAUAACUGGAACAAAUUCCUCCUGAGCAUUUAUGUAAGAUCUGGAUAUUCAGGCAGAGGGUGCACACUGUCGGUCAUUUGUCACAAUUAGCCCUGAAAAUGGAUACGGACCAAAAAUCGACAAAACAGACAGAGAAAAACUCUCAGGGGCCUUUAAAUCUGAGCGGUUAGUACAAAAACGGUUUACAAAAUAGGCAGAAGUUAUACGAAGCUCUGUUUGGUUCAAUUGACUCGGCUAUGAAAAGAUAAUUUAUGUCUCUUUUUCAAAAUCGUGUAACAUAAAUCACAUACAUAAAACAUGUACACACAAAUACAUUGAAUUAUAGGUAACACAUUUGACGCCUAUCUGUAUAACGCACUAUAGAUAUAUUUAUAAUGCGUUAUAAUCACGUUAUAGCACUGUAUAACUAUAGUUAUAAACACUCAUAAAUGACCAUAAUGGUUUAAAGGAAUGAUCACAACACAUUAUAAAGCAUUUUAUCAUGACUUACAAGGUCAGGUAUUAUAAUGUGUUAUAACUGUUAACAACAGUUGCAUUGCAUUAUCUACGUGGGCAUUGUCAGUGAGUUAUUAACAGUUAAAACACAUUAUAAUACCUGACCUUGUAGGUCAUGAUAAAAUGCUUUUAUAAUGUGUUGAUUAUUUCUAUAAAGCAUUAUGAUCAUUUAUGACUGUAGUAAUACAGUGUUAUGAAGUGAUUUAUAAUGCCUGACAGAGAGAGGCAUCAAAUAAAGUGUUACUGAAUUGUAAACAGAGUGUUGAGUGUAAAAUAGUACCUUUGAUUUAAAGCAAACAGUACAAGUGUGUCAUACUGCUCAUGUUAGUUAAGGGGUAACAUGUAUGUUUCCUUCUUCAGUGACGUCUCAUAUGCAGAGGGACAUUUUGCAUGUUUACCAACAGGAUGUUGAUCUCACCAGCGAGCUCACAGGCUACUGUGGGUUCAGAAGGACAGGCAAGCUAUCAGCUAAUCACAUGCAGCUGAAAAACAAAGAAAAAAUCACACGCAGGGCUUUCUGCGUGUGAUUUUUGGCUCAUUUUGACAGUUAAAGGGUUUGAUGUCUAACAGCUGCCCAUCAGCAGGGUUUGUUUGUUUUGAUGGCCAGGGUCUCAUGGUGUGUUUGAUCACAGAAACACUUGGGUUUUUUGCUGUUUAAAAUGGUUAAUGGAUAAAGUAACAACGAUGACACCUCAUGCCACAGACUUGGGCCAGUCUACAGGUUGUUAUAUAUUGGAUAAUCGUCAUUAUUCAAUCAUCCUGGUAGUGCUCUUGUGUUGCACAUUUUUACAGUUGUAUUCAUUUUGGCCUGAGUCUGUCGCUCAAAUGUCUUUAAUGGGUCCUGCCUUCUCUCACAACUUCGUAACAACUUCACAGUGACUAACAAGAACCUUUAUGAAGCUUUUAUGAAUAAGUUCUGGGUUUUCAUUUCUGCAAUUCUUCUUUUGGUUUUUGAUUUGCAGAAAUUGGUGUUUCCAGUUCACCAAGUUUGAAAAUUCCUAGAUCACUCAUAUCUGACUAAAAACUACUACUUUAAAAAUCCCUCCAUUGUAAAGAGAUUUUCAGCUUUGGGGAAAUAGAAUAUCCACCAAUCAUGUGAUAUUUUUCAAAGAAAGUGGAAAUUUAAAUAACCUGCAAUCUUUCAAGAAAGAUGUCUUCUGGGAUUUUACAAUGGCUCAGUGUCUUUCUUAACCUUAAUCAAAACCAGUUUGCUGCAGUUGUUUUUACUCCAUCAUAACACGUCUGGUCACUGUGCCAUCAGUUACCCAGGAUGAGAGCAACCGUACAUGGGGCCGCAGCACCCUCUUCAGGCCAGAAGAGUUCGAUGACGUGAAAAAGGGAAUCAAGAAGAAAGGUCGAACCUGGGGCCCCAGCUCAGUCCAGAGCAAAGAAAGACCUGCUGCUGCUGAGAGGUAGAGUGAAUGCACACAGUAAUAAACACAGAGGACACUCAUUAUUUAACAUUAUGAUAUAUGAACUACAUUACAGCUAAGGUUGUGUGAACAGAUUGUGUUAAAAAUACAAACAGUUGUACAGCAUUUACUAUUUCUGCAUGUUGUGCUAGUGUAUGAAUGCAGCCAACUUUUAUGAUGACAAAAAAAGGGGAUAAAAGUUAAAAUUGAACUGCAUGUCUGUGGUUUCAGGGUACGUCCUCUGUCUGACGGCAGUAAUCCCUGGUCCACCAGCCUGGUCAAGUCCCAGAAGUCGGUCCCCCUCGCUGCACUGUUUGCUGAACAAGGUGAGCAAGAAAUUGUAACGUCAGUGUUGUCACAAUGUGAGCGUUUACAACAUAGUUGUAACAUACUCUGCAUUUCUGCACUGUGAAUUAAAUGAAUCAACAUAUUUUGUUUGUUUAAUUAAAGUGACUAUUACAGGGGUCAUUUUCUGCUCUGGUUCUAAUCCCAUCCAGAUAGACUAAGAACUGGUCUAAGGGGGUUUUCACAGCUGGAUCAUUUGGAGACACUCAGUGUGUUUACAGGCACAGCUUAAUCAAACUAAGCUCAUUCUUUUUCGCCAAAUCAGACUUCUCUCCUUGUCCGUGUAUACAUGCAGCUGAGAAAAUCAAAUUAUUGACAUGAACGUGUCCUCCAUCCCCAAACUAGGGGGUGAUAUGGGUCUUUUUAGCGGUACUAUUUCCGGUUGACCCCAUACAGCUGUCAACAACAACAGCAGGUCCAUGCCAGACGUCAGAAGUGACUACAACUGCUGCUGGGCAUUUUCAAGCCACUUCUACUCUUCGUGCCACUUCUCCUGGUGUUUUUGUGCCAGGGUUACGGGGGCAUGGCACAAGCGCACAUGCAUUGUUUAAUUAUUCUCCGACUAUGCUGGUUACAUGGUAGAGGAAAUCGAAUUCCAAUCCCAUUAUCUGGGUGUCUUUUUUAGAGUUCUCAGACUCUGAUUAUAGUCGGACUAAGGUGUUUACAUGCACUUCAGUUGUCGGGUCUUAACCAAAGUAAGGCAAUAAUUUGGUUUUCUUGAGUGUCAUGUAAACGUACUGAUUGUUCCUAAAGGGUUGGCAUUGCCUCCCUUUGGGUCAGAUCAUUAUUUUACAAGAAUGAAGCAAUCACAGUCUAGUGUUAAACAAAGUAAGUUUGUAAAGAUCAUCAGGAAGAGGUGGUCCUUUUUCUCACUGAACCCUGGAGGGCUUUGCUUACACAGAGAAGUGACCCAACAACCAAAACAAACAGCUGGUUGAUUCAUCAUAUUAGUGGUAGACCAGUUAUACUAGAUACAGUUUGCGUAAGACGAGCUUUUAUUGCAGCAGGAACACAAAACUAACCAGGGAUUGAGUGCAACAACCUAAAUGUGAAUUCACACCUCAGUUUUAUCAAAAGCAGGAAGUGUGUUGUUAUCUGCACACGUCUAAUGUCCCACUCGUGUGUUUUCAGCAGGUAAAGAUGAAUCCUUCUCCCCAGAAUGUCCAGACAGCAGCUCCAAGCCAAAGCAGCUCAAGUUCCCCAACCAGGUGUACAUCGAUCUACCUCUGUGGAGGGACGAGCAGCAGCCUCAGAGCCCCGCUGGGCUGGGAGAUGCAGGGAUGGGGGGUCAGAGCGGCUCACCAGACACGCCAGACGACCCCUACACCACUACAUCCACCUCGUCCACCUCCACCACCCCACAGCUCACCCCUACCAACAGCCUGAAGCGAACAUCUGCCCGCCGCAAGACUGACUCUGUGCUGUACAGCUGCGGCUCGCUUCUGGCUUCAGUUGUGCUCGGCUACGACAUACGGGAAGCUCUAAAGAACUGUGGCGAGGACUGCGAGCCUCAGCGCGAGGAGAAAGAGAAGAAGAAAAAGGAGGGGUUGUUUCAGCGCGCGACCCGCUUCCGCCGCAGCACCUCGCCACCGAGCGGUCGCCCCCGCAAAGACGAGGCAUUAUCAAACCACACCGCCACCCCACCUGUUAAUCUCAUCUCCAUGUCGGCCAUCGUGGAAUGCAACUCCACCAAGUGUCUCUUACAGUCCGAGGCAGAGGUGUCGGAGUCAAACCCUGGUAGGGUCGAACAUGCGGCUGUCAAUCAUCACACAGAGCCAGCCAGACCGAGCCCAGUUACACCCACAGAGGGCCAGAACAACAAGACCGCAGUAAACACACAGACACCCGGACAAACCCAAAGUAAGCCGCCAGAGCAGAGCAACCACAACACAGGGACACGUCUGCGCAGAAAGAAGUACACCACCAACCACACCUGUGAGUAAGACAAACCCCGAGUUGAGGGGAGUAACCGUGUGUGUAAGUGCUUCGAAAACAUUCAUGCACUAAAUCUGAGUUUCCGUGUCGAUUUCCAGCAAACGGCCCUCCCACUCUGCCUCCCCCAGCCACACAGAAGAAGCAGGAGAAGGAGAGGGAUGGGGCGUCAGAGAAGCCUUCAGGCGGAGAGGCCUUGUCCAGACCCCGACCCGUGUCUUUCCGGGCCAAACCCCACGCCUGGGCCCUGCUGCGAGGACGCAACAAGAGCUACUCACUGGGCCACUACUCCGGGGAGAAGGCGGCACAAAACCUGAGCAUGGUGCUGUCCUCUGAGGUAGGAGUGGGCUGCUCCCUGCUGGACAUGGACACCGAGGGCCAGAAACGAGACUGCACCGUGCCGCUGUGCCGCAUUCAGAGCUCCCCAGCACGGCCCUCUGUCUUCGAGCUGGAGAAGGAGUUCCUCUCCUAGGAGCCCGGAAAGUGACCUGCUUCAGUCACAUCUCUUCCCAGUGUCCUAGACCAUACAGACAUACAGACAUGUAGUUUUUUUGGCCUAAAACUCCUGGAGGGUUUAGAACCAGGCUGCCUUUUUUCAUAGAACCCAGCUUGUUCUUAGUUCUAGGAUUUGGUGUUGUCAGUGUUCUAGAGUUAAAAUGAGUGAGACACCCGGAGAACGCCCGUCACGGUGAGGGGAUCUAGAAUGCGCACCUUGCUCUCAGUGCCAGAAUGUGUGAGGCCUUAUGCUGCGGUGGGAGUUACCUCAGAAGUCAGAAGUCAGAGCUGAGAAUGACGUCAAAUCCGAGUUACAAGUGUUUCAGUUAGCAAGUCGGAAAAAAGCGAAAUGGGAGGUGGAAACAAGAUGGCUACAUCUACGAAAGUUAUUUUAGCGCUUGCUUUAUGUUCAGAAAGGCAAGCGCUAAAAUAACUUUCGUAGAUGUAGCCAUCUCGUCAUUUUCAGCUCGGACUUCUGACUUCCGAUAUAACUCGAACGCAGCAUUACACCCUGCCUUUUUCUGUUCUAGAACAAACACCCACACCACUGUGUCGUUCUGAAAUCUGAGCGGAACAUUCCAGACGUGGAUCAGCGGCACCUGUCCUGAUCCCGCGGUACUCGACUGCCAUUCUUCGUCUGCUCAUCUCUCCCUCCCUCUUCCUCUCUCUCUACUGUCAGUGCAGCUAAACGUUGACCGCUGCUGCAGCUUUUUCGCAACACAAAACCCUCACCUUUUUAUUUAUAUAUAUAUUUUUAUAGGUAAUUUAAUAUGAAGAGACUUGAUCUUUCCUUAGCAACCAGCAGGACAUUACAUUCCAUGUCGGUUUUAAAGUUGUGCGAUCACGCUUUUAGAUGUUUUGACUUGAGAAUCAUGCAUGCAUGUACCCUUAAAAUGUUGAACAAAAAAAAUCAUAAUGCCUUGUUUGUAAAUAUUUCUUAUUACCCAGUCCCAGCCUGAUGCUGGAAGUUGUUUUGUAUUGCCUAUAUAUGCUGUUUUAUGACUGUUUUAAAAGCCAGCAAUGCUGCAGUACAGAUUGUGUUAAAGGUACCGGUUACAUUACAUAUUGCAGGAAUUCAAGUUUCCUAACAGAGAACCCUGAUGAUGGUUCAAAUUCAGGAGGACAAACACCAAAAGUCUUCAGAAAACGUGGAAAUCUGUCUCUUUUAAAGUCAGAUGAAAUUUGAAAUGACUUUUGAGAUCUUGUGUUGCUCAUCAAGAUUUUUCCAAGAGUAUUUAUUGAAAAAAAAAAUCUUUUUUUUCUGGUUUACUCAGUGAACUGCAGCAGAGCGGGGGAACACUUCAGCUACAAAUGAUUUUGUCAGGAUACCUGCCUCACUGUCAUGAAUUUGUGACGAGUCCCCUCUUUUGAUUUAGAUAAUUGGCUGCAACUGUGAUGGCAGAGCAUGAUAUCAUUUUCAAACUGCACCGCCUGGGAGUGACCAAAACACUUGUUCGAAAUACUGAUUUGACAAAACAGAACUAGCUGUGCUGUAAAGUGGCUGGACCUGAACUGUCACAAGUGCUGAAGUUAGCCAUGAUGUCUGCUUUCUUCCCUCAUUUUAUUUAAGUCUGUAAACAGUUUAGUCUUUUCAUCUUGAAAUCUCGACCUAAUUACCCCAGUACUACACUGACACUGCAAGAAAGAAUACACCAACACUAAUAUGCUGAUGUGUUGAAUUUGAGAAUUCUGGUUGUUAUCUCAGAUUCUCAUGUGAUCAAGCUCAGGAAAGCCUGCUGUAAACAUUUGAGGACACAGUUUUCGCCGUUUUUGGACUAUGAGUGCACAAUUAUCCCGACGUCAGACAGCUAGAUGAAGAGCUUUGCAGGAUUAAUUAUGAUUUCUGCAGAAUAUAUUCUGUAUCUUGUCCCCUGGUCACUCCCAGGCCUCUCUUAACACUAAACAGAUCAUCGCAACAUCUCUUCUUCGUUACUUGUUAAUCAUUUUGUCCCUCAAACUCUUUGUUGCUGACUUACUCCAUUUUUUAACAAGUUCAUCUGAAAAUGUGACCACUUUUUAAAAAGACAAAACGAAAACAAGGGCUCAUUUAUGACCUCCCAAAUGGUGUAUAUAUGAUUGUGUUUGCAGAUGUGUGUAUCACUGUGACAUCUUUAUGAUUUAGCAUUUGAAGUAAGUAUCCCAUGUUUUGUAUUUUAUGACCACUGACUAUCAAACCAAUACUGUUAAGGCCGAACUUAUUGUGGAGUUGUGAAAGGAGCAGCUAACAAGCCAAGAUAUAACUGGAUUUCCCUUUUAUUUUGAAGAAAUAAGGGGUUUUGUGUAAAUACCACGAUGCACUGGUGCUGUUCAUUCCCCUCUCAAUGCUGUAUGUUACUUUGAGAUUGAAGUCCUCUGUUGGUUGUCCACAGUCACAUCUUUUUAAACCUUAUAAUGUGUCAACAAACCUAAAAACAUUCCACUACAUACAGCAGAGUGCAGAUGACAUAUUUGUGAAACCAGUCGACAACAUGGUGCAUUGAUUCUUCUGGCUAUGGGACCAAAUUGAACUCUACCAGCACUAAGGCCUCUCUGUCUUCAGGACCAAAACCACUAAAUGAACUAGCUGCUAGUGAGACAUUCUUACAAAGAAAACUUUUCCAUACAUUAAAAAGAAAAAAAAAAACUUCACAAACAACCUCAGAGUUUCAGCACAGUCAUGUAACUGAAUGACCCAUCACCCUCUUAUCAAAUAACAAUUCAAGACGUUCUUCGAUCACUGAACAUCUCUGCCACGCUGAAUAUGUCUCAUUCAGCUUUGAGGUCGGUUGUUUCAGUGAACAGUUCUUAUCAUUACAGUAUUGAUUAUUUCAUGCCUGAUUGAUCAAGACUAUCAAGUUUAUCAAUAUUUUAAAUAAAGUCAAAAUGAGACUAA
Molecule: messenger RNA, 27426 nt
Organism: Xyrichtys novacula (pearly razorfish)
Lineage: Eukaryota; Metazoa; Chordata; Actinopteri; Labriformes; Labridae
Source: the annotation of a GenBank genome assembly